Molecule: messenger RNA, 1840 nt
Organism: Humulus lupulus (European hop)
Lineage: Eukaryota; Viridiplantae; Streptophyta; Magnoliopsida; Rosales; Cannabaceae
Product: RNA pseudouridine synthase 3, mitochondrial
Exons: 9
Coding region: 184-1608 (474 amino acids)
Biological process (GO): pseudouridine synthesis
Molecular function (GO): RNA binding; pseudouridine synthase activity
Source: RefSeq, a predicted model, not a curated record
ACCGCCGUUAUCGGCUCACCGUCGGACUGUAUCUUCCACCGCUGAAAAAGCUCAAGCAGUACCAAGGCCUUGUUUGGAUGACCCAAAAUUUAUUCGUUACUAAUUGAAUUUAUCGAUUAUUCAUUUAUAAUGGCUUUUGAGCAAAGCGAAGAGCUCUUUACUUGAGCUUUUUCAUGUAGAAGAAUGUGGAGAACCGCCCGGAAUCGACGUCUCUGGCUUGGUACCAGACAGUACUCCAGAAUUCGUCCACCGCCGCCGGCUGGGGCCCAGCCCAUUAUUCGAGUUUCCAACAACGUAGCCCGAUUGGGCGGCCCAAAAGAAGGCCCAAAGCCUCGCCAACUUCUAUCUUUGCCUCCUUUCCCCGGACUCCCUUUGCCGGGAAAAAACUCGGUGACCGUUCCAGGACGAUCCCCACAUGUCACCGCCAUUAGCUGGGUUAAGUAUUACUUUGAUGAGCUUCUUGACAAUGCCGUUCAGUCUCAUUUCAACAAGGGUCUUGUUCAGAUAAAGAGCUCAAAUUUUAGUGACUCCUUGAGUGAUAAGGAUGGAAAAGCAAACCCAAUGAUGAAGAUAAAGCCCAAUGAUGUCAUGGAGGAAGGGACCAGAGUUUAUGUACCUGUGUCAGUAGCAGAGAGUAGGAUUUCCAGGAGAUUUGAUACUAUUCCAAGUGGAACACUAUACCCAAAUGCUGAUGAGAUAGCGUACUUGCAAAGGCUUGUUCACUACAAGGACUCUGCUAUACUUGUUCUGAACAAGCCUCCAAGAAUGCCGGUUAAGGGACAUCUACCAGUUCAUAACAGCAUGGAUGCAUUGGCAGCAGCAGCACUAUCUUAUGACUAUGACGAAGGCCCUAAGUUGGUUCAUCGUCUUGAUAGAGAGAGUAGUGGCCUCCUAUUGAUGGGAAGAACAAAGGAGAGCAUAAACCAUCUAGAGUGGCUAUUCAGUGAUGCCAAAAUGAGAUCCUCGUGUAAGGCUUGGAACAAAGCAUGUGAUGCUACAUAUCAGAGGUAUUGGGCAUUGGUCAUAGGGUCUCCCAAGGAAAAGGAAGGCUUUAUUUGUGCUCCUCUUUCUAAGGUGCUUCUUAAUGAUGGAAAGACAGAAAGGGUCAUCAUAGCUCAUCAAUCAGGUUUUGAGUCUUCUCAAGAAGCAAUAACUGAAUAUCGCAUGCUCGGACCAAUGAUAAAUGGAUGCUCGUGGCUUGAGCUGCGUCCGCUUACUAGUCGGAAGCAUCAGCUCCGUGUCCAUUGUGCCGAAGCUCUUGGCACGCCAAUUGUGGGUGACUAUAAAUAUGGAUGGUUUGUGCACCAAAGAUGGAAACAAAUGCCUCGUGUUGAUAUUGAGCCGACGACCGGUAAGCCUUACAAGUUGCGCAGGCCAGAAGGACUCAAUGUUCAGAAGGGAAGUGUUCUAUCGAAGGUCCCUUUGUUGCAUCUGCACUGUAGAGAGCUUGUGCUCCCCAACAUUGCUAAAUUCCUUCUAGUUUUUGAUAGAAAAUCAGAGAACCGGGACCCUGCACUUAGCUCAAAGCCAGAUCUUCUUCGGUUUGUGGCACCUAUGCCAUCCCACAUGAAAAUUAGUUGGAAUCUUAUGUCAUCCUAUUUAGUUUAAAGAUUGCCAGACUGGUUUCUAGAGUCUGCUUUAAACAACAGCUUACAAGAUAGUCCUAGAUUGAUAUUUUGUACCCAAAUCUGAAUUGUUAGGAUUUUGAAUCGAGCUUUUGUUACUAUUACAAUUUUGUAUAUCUAAACUCCCCAACAAUUUUGUAAAUUGGUUUGGCAUAGAUAAGAAUGUUGUAGUUAGUGGUUGGCAAUUUUUUAGUGGACAAAUUUUGUCAGCAUAA